This is a messenger RNA of Psylliodes chrysocephalus, 411 nucleotides long. Lineage: Eukaryota; Metazoa; Arthropoda; Insecta; Coleoptera; Chrysomelidae. The record is from the annotation of a GenBank genome assembly.
AUGUUAUCUGAUAGCGAAAGUGAAGAUGAUCCUUUUGGAGGGACGGGUACAGACAGCGACGAAGAUUAUGUGGGGCUAAUAACAAACAUAACUCUAACCUCAAAAGACCACUUUCAACAAACUCGUCUUCAAAUGAUUCUGAUGAGGAAAUUCAAGGCACUGGAACUGACCCUAUCAUGUUGUAAGACGUCCGAAGAUGGAAGUGAUCAAAUACCUGGAAUUCUUGAAAACACGCCACAACGAGGAAAAAAGGGGCUUGUACGUAAACAAUCAUGGAAAAGAAACAUACAAAAAGCUAGAAGAACUAAGGGCAAGCCUUAUAUAAACGUUGCAGGUAUUCAUAAACCUGGAAAACAUAUUGGUAGUAACUGCCACUGUAAACUAAAGUGUUUUGAUGAAAUUGUACAAUAA